CUAUCUUCAAGAAAUAAAGAAUUGUAAGGAGACUAACCAAUAAUUUUCGUUGUCUUUAUUUCUUGAAGCUAUGUCAGGAUCCUCAUUCAUAACUUCCAAAACAUUACCAUUGCAUCGCAAGUGGGUAAACUUGAUAAAUUCCCAAAAAUGCAGGAACUCAUUUGUUUACAAGACGGAUACGCUCAAGUCGGUCCUGAAAGUAUCGAAAGAGUCUUCCUUUCGCAAACAUUUAAUAAAGUUGACAACAGUCACGUAUUUUGAUAUUUCACUGUUGAACAAAUUUAAUACUUGUGACAGGUUAGCUAUCAAACAUUGCAUGUCCCUAACCUGGUGUCUCCUGGACUGAAAUCGAAACGGUCACGCGACCCACGCGUAUUUUUACCGUUCAACCGACCCCCACUGAAUAUAUCAUUUCACACUACAAUUUGACACCACAUUCAUGCCAUACAUCUUCGCAAUGAAUAACCUAAAAUACACUUUAUGAUUAUUGCUAUAGAAGUUAUUUUGGAUGGGGUUUGAGAGACUUCUAGGGUGGAUGGCACUGUGAUGGUACACCAUUUAUGUGAUUGAGUUCGCGUUUCAUGCUUUGCUGUAUUCAAAGUUAGUUUUGUUAUGUCUGCCUCCACCGAAUGUUUAAAAGUGACGUGUUCGCUCGCUGAUUUAUUGUCUCCGAGCAAACCUUUGGGGGGUUUAUUGCUUGGAUCGUAAACUUUGAUGCUCUAAUAGGCGGCGCGUUAAUACCGAUAAACAAAUUUCGUUACAGGUCAUAAUUUUCGUAGUAACUGCUUUAACACUGUGUAAAUUACGAAGAACUUGGGGAAAUGUUCGUGAUCACGGAAGCGAUGUUUUUGCUAAGUUAAAGAGAUGGGUAACGAUAUGCAUUGUGGACUCGUUAUUCGUGAUAUUAAAUUAACUUUUAAGUAUUAUAGGCCUAUUACUUUGAACUGAUUGUUGGUACGAAAUACUUCAUAAUUAAUCUAGGUUAAAUUCUGCUUCGCUCUUUAGUUAAUAGUGUGUAUUUUUAAACAAACGACGAUAUUUUUAACUAUUAGUCGCUCUUACUGUCACAACUGUAUACCUUAUGGGAAAAUAUGACUGUUGCUUUAUCUAGCCCACUGCUUAGCUGGGCAAAAGCCUUCCCUGAAAGAGUAUCUAUCUUUGAUCGCUUGAAGCCAGCACAUUUUUAAGAAAUAAAAAAUAUAAAGCAUAUACUUAGCGGAGCGGUUGCUGUAUAUAGCCAGUAGUUGCAGGCUUCUAUCAUAUUCAAGGUUUACAUCUUUUGCACACACGAUUUGUAUUAAAUUAUUACAACUUAAUAACAAAGACCUUAAUUUCUCUUACCCUUACCCCAAAUUACUUAAACUUAUUCUGGAACAUAUUCUGUAGAAGUCGAAAAUAAACUAACUGAACCUUUUCCUCUUGCAGGUUUGGUUCCAAAACCGUCGCGCGAAGUGGCGCCGUCAGGAGAAAAUGGAGGCUGCUCGGCUUGGGCUCUCGGAGUACGGCUGUGGGGCUGGUGGGGCGCUACCACGGCUCGGCGGCCUGGGGCUGCCUGUAGACCCCUGGCUCGCACCACCACUGCUGACUGCGUUACCUGGUUUCCUCAGCCACCCGCCUUCAGGGUACCCGAGCUACCUAACCCCGCCCGCGCCGGCGACUUCAGGCGCCCCACCGGACCCGCGAUCAUCCUCCAUCGCAGCACUCCGUAUGAAGGCUAAAGAACACGUCGAAAGCCUCAACAAAGGCCUCCAAAUGGUUUAAACUUAGCAAGUAAAGUGUUUAGAUGUAUUCAAGAUGUAUUCAACAACGGCACUUAACUGUAUUCAGAAAGUAUUCUUGAACGACACUCAUAAAAGUCGCGUUGUCAAUAUGGUGUCAAGCUGACUUUGAUUUUGUCGAAUCGAAUGAUGAUAUAAUAGAUAUUUUAGAACGCCACUUUGCUAAGUGUCGUUUGUUUGUAACGCUAUUAAUGUAUUAAAGUUGACUGUGGUAAGAAACUUUCUGUUCUUAAA
Messenger RNA from Trichoplusia ni (cabbage looper), 2012 nucleotides. Its product is annotated as retinal homeobox protein Rx-like. The record is from RefSeq and is a predicted model, not a curated record. The transcript has 2 exons. The coding region runs from base 1471 to 1761 and encodes 96 amino acids. Lineage: Eukaryota; Metazoa; Arthropoda; Insecta; Lepidoptera; Noctuidae.